This is a messenger RNA of Cajanus cajan (pigeon pea), 816 nucleotides long. RefSeq names its product kish-A-like protein. The record is from RefSeq and is a predicted model, not a curated record. Lineage: Eukaryota; Viridiplantae; Streptophyta; Magnoliopsida; Fabales; Fabaceae.
UAAAGUAAGAAGGAAAGAGAUGAAGUAAAGAACAGAACUAAACACUAAAAGGGUAUUCUUCCGGCGAACGAUUGUUUCACCGGAAAUUUUGACGCUCACAUUUGUUCCGGCAGCGACACUUGCAACUUCGAUUUGAAGUUGAAGAGAGAAAGGUGAAGAUUGGUAAAUUCUAAGAAUACGUUGAGAUGUCUGCGCUUUUCAAUUUCCAUUCAUUUCUAACUGUGAUACUUCUGGGCAUAUGUGCCUGCACUUAUUUCAAGAUGCAGUUUCCGGCAAUCCUUGACCAGAAAACUGGAUUUCGUGGUUUCUUCUGGAAGGCGGCAAGAAUAGGUGAACGUUUAAGCCCAUGGGUAGCUGUGGGUUGCUUUAUGAUGGGUGUUUCGAUAAUCUUCUUCUGAGAUGUUUUACUCAAUGGCAUGGCACCUUCUUUCAACGGAGAUCUGAUGGUUGAUGGUGCUACCCUUUCAUGGACCAUCUCAAAUUCUUCUGUACAGAUGUUUAGAAGUCAAACCAGUUGUAAUUGUAACCAUGUUUGGGAACUUACUGACAAAUAUGAUUUGCUCAAGGAAAUAUUGUACCAUAAACUUGUUAAAGAAAUUGAAACUCAAUCAGCUAUGUGGAACAUUUUUGGUCAAAGCACGCAAGAUAUUCUAAUUGGCUCAAGAAGUUCUGAAAGGAUGCUUGAUUUGAUACUUUCAGAUAUCUUUCUGUUACAUCUGAUUUCCUUUAUGAUCAACUCUUCCCUUACAUAAAACUGUUGAUUUUUUAUGGCAUAGGAAAGUUAUGGCUACAUUUUCCCUUGACUUUUUUUAUUCA